Beauveria bassiana ARSEF 2860 is the source of this 1392-nucleotide messenger RNA. RefSeq names its product geranylgeranyl pyrophosphate synthetase. The coding region runs from base 1 to 1392 and encodes 463 amino acids. The record is from RefSeq and is a predicted model, not a curated record. Gene Ontology annotation, molecular function: prenyltransferase activity. Gene Ontology annotation, biological process: isoprenoid biosynthetic process. The transcript has a single exon. Lineage: Eukaryota; Fungi; Ascomycota; Sordariomycetes; Hypocreales; Cordycipitaceae.
AUGGGUCCGACAAAGAUUGCCGCUGUGGAAUCGGCAGACCAUACAACCACCGCCACUCACCAUUCCACACAGACGACGACGACGAUUUCACCCAGAGCGCGCACAUCAUCCAACCCUCUCUCGCUGCCCUCGGCGAUUCCCCCUCGCACUUCUAGCAACGCCAGCUCGCGGGCCUCACCCACUCAGGGGCAGCCGCCGCCACGGUCACAAUCGCCACCUCAGCCGCCCACCUCCACCCUGUCCUCCAUAGCCGUCUCGCCCAUGCCGUCGCCGCGCUCCCCGGGACUGCCUGAAAGCAGUAGCCAGCACGUCCACCACCACCGACGGCCUUCUGCUCUCAGCGCUGCGUCGCUCAAGUCGUCGUCUCCUACUCAUCCUUGUUCUCCUCCUCCGCGGCAGAGCGCCGCCAUGAUGCAGCACCAGCUCUCCCCCACGGCGCCCUCAGACCCUUCACGCUACGCCACUGAUAAUCUCAACUUUACGUCGCAGCGCUCCUGGACCGCCGACAAGGAGCGCAUCAUCCGCGGGCCCUUUGCUUACACCAUCAGCCACCCGGGCAAGGACAUUCGCUCGCAGCUGAUUGCCGCCUUUGACGCGUGGCUGCAAGUGCCGCCCGCGAGCCUCGACGUCAUCACCCGCGUCGUCGGCAUGCUGCACGAGGCGUCGCUGCUCGUCGACGACGUCCAGGACAGCUCGGAGCUGCGCCGCGGCUUCCCCGUCGCGCACCACAUCUUUGGCGUCGCGCAGACCAUCAACUCGGCCAACUACAUUUACUUUGCCGCGCUGCAGGAGCUGCUAACGCUCAACAACCAGCAGGCGCUGGCGACGUUUACCGAGGAGCUCGUCAACCUACAUCGCGGGCAGGGCAUGGAACUCUUUUGGCGCGACACGCUCACGUGUCCCUCUGAGGACGACUACCUCGAAAUGGUUGGCAACAAGACGGGCGGCCUCUUCCGCCUCGGUAUCAAGCUCAUGCAGGCCGAGUCGUCCGUCAGCCCGCCGCUCGACUGCGUGCCACUCGUCAACCUCAUCGGCCUCAUCUUCCAGAUCCGCGACGACUACAUCAACCUGAAAUCCGACGAGUACUCGCAGCACAAGGGCAUGUGCGAGGACCUAACCGAGGGCAAGUUUUCGUUCCCCGUCAUCCAUAGCAUUAGGGCCCGCCCAGACGACCUGCAGCUCGUCAACAUACUCAAGCAAAAGACGGCCGACAUCCAAGUCAAGCGCUAUGCCGUCGCCUACAUGGAAGGCACGGGCAGUUUCGCCUACACCCACAAGGUGCUCGCGACGCUAAUCGAGCGCGCCAAGAAGUUGACGCUGGAGCUGGACAAUGGCCGCGGCAAGCAAGCCGGCAUCUUGGCGAUUCUGGACAAGAUGGUGAUUAAUGAGUAA